Molecule: messenger RNA, 777 nt
Organism: Quercus lobata
Lineage: Eukaryota; Viridiplantae; Streptophyta; Magnoliopsida; Fagales; Fagaceae
Exons: 1
Coding region: 1-777 (258 amino acids)
Source: RefSeq, a predicted model, not a curated record
AUGGACCCCGUGGAGCAUGUGAGCCAGUUUAAUCAAAGAAUGGUCAUCCACUCUCAGAAUGAAACUUUGAUGUGCAAGCUUUUCCCGUCCAGCUUAGGACUCGUGGUGAUGAGAUGGUUCAAUAGCUUGAAAACGGAUUCCAUAGAUUCCUACAAGCAACUCACCCAAGCUUUUGGCUCUCGUUUCAUUAUGAAUAGACGGGUUACUCUGCCUCUGAGCUCAUUAUUAUCAUUAUCCAUACGUGAGGGAGAAACUUUAAAAGCAUACUCGGACAGAUACUGGAAAAUGUACAAUGAAAUGGACAGCAACUAUGACGUUGUCGCCAUCAGCACUUUUAAAAGCAGCCUCCUCACCGAGCAUUGUUUGAGGAAAUCCUUGACUGGUAAACUUGUCACCAGCGUUCGUCAACUUAUGAACCGGAUUGACAAAUACAAAAAAGUGGAAGAGGACCAACUACAAGGGAAAGGAAAGGAGAAGAUCAUUCCUCAAAAGAGGAAUGAUUUUAGGUCGAAACGAUACAACAAUAACCAUCCAAGAAGAGAUUUGGUAGGGCAAUCAGGAUCAGCCAACAUGCACACGGUUAACGCCGUAUUCAGAGAACCGGUACACCAAGUUUUAAAGAUAGUCAAGAAUGAGCCAUUCUUUAAGUGGCCGAAUAAGAUGACUGGAGACUCCACAAAGCGCAAUCAGAGUUUAUAUUGUCAGUACCACCAAGACCACAUACAUACUAUCGAGGAUUGCAGGAACCUAUGGAACCAUUUGGAUCAGUUGGUUUGA